This is a messenger RNA of Lathyrus oleraceus (garden pea), 3085 nucleotides long. RefSeq lists its product as uncharacterized. Gene Ontology annotation, molecular function: chromatin binding. The transcript is spliced from 6 exons. Lineage: Eukaryota; Viridiplantae; Streptophyta; Magnoliopsida; Fabales; Fabaceae. The coding region runs from base 604 to 2685 and encodes 693 amino acids. The record is from RefSeq and is a predicted model, not a curated record.
ACCACUUCCUCCUCCUCUUGAUUCACCACACGGCAAAAAAACACCUUUCUCUUCAGGUGAGGUUUUUUUCGUACUAUUCAUCGUUUUCACUCUCUUCAACAACCCCAUAAAACGAUUCAAUCAUUUUCUCUAAACCCUCUUUUUCAUCUCCGAAAAAUCAUUCUUCUCUUUUUCUGUCUCUUUCUCUCUUCCAUUGCCUUGAACCCCACUUCACAAAACCUGGGUUUUUGUUUCUCGUAACAUAAACUUCAUGACGUAGUACGAUGAAUGUACCUUUGAUGUUUCUUAGUUUUUGUUUUUUCCGCUUGUUUUUAUAAGGCCACAUUGUUUGACUUCACUUCUAGUUUUUCUACCAUGACGCUUUCUUCUUUUUGUUUAAUAUUGAUCAUACCCUUUUGCCCCAUUUCAUCUAGCUUCUGAAAAAAACUAUUUUUUUUCAUCUGGGUUGUUGUCGGUUUGGUUAUUUUUUUUUUAAAGUUUGAGUUUUUGGUAUAGGGUUUUUCCUUUACCAAUUUGGGGUUGGUUUCGGAACAACCCAUCAUUGUUUGUUGUUUGGUUUAAUGUGAUAUAGGUUAGAGUGUUGUUGUUGGUGGGUUUUGAAGGAUGUCUAGUGAUGAGAUUGAUCCUGUUUUUGUGUCAUGGGAGGAGCAAGUGAUAUGCCAAGAGCGUGGGAACCGAGUGAUUCACUUCUACUUGAGACAUGUGUCUGGGGAUUCUGUGCUUGCUGUUGUUGGGACUGAGAGGAGUGUGAGGCACAUGAUGUAUGUUGUUCCUCAACAGUUUUUGCAGGCUUAUGGAUCCAUCAACGUUACUUAUAAAUGGAGGGCGAGGAGGGAGGUUGUGGACUGGCUUAAUCAUUUGGUUUUGAAGAAUCAAUCGCGUCGUGCUGAUGCACUGCUGGAUGACUCAGAAAAAGCUCUAGGACUGGGAUCUUCUGAUAUGUAUGCUAAUAACAGAAAAAUACCUGAUAAAAUGAUUUCUAAGAAGCUGAAAUUUGAAAGCUCGGAUAUUGGAUGGUCAAGCACUGCUUGGUUUUGUGCUAAAUCGCUGAAGCACUACUCCGGGUUUGACAGGAAAGGGACAACCAUAUAUGUUCAUUCAUUUGUGUAUAUUAUGGCUGAAGAUGAAAAUUCCUAUCUCGGUUACUUGGAAGAUAUGUAUGAAGACAAAAAGAAGCAAAAAAGGGUCAAGGUUCGGUGGUUUCACCGUGGCCAGGAAGUUAAGCAUGUGAUUCCAGACCUUGAUCUUGAAGAGGGUGAAGUUUUCAUCACACCUAAUGUUCAGGUGAUCAGUGCCGAGUGCGUCAAUGGGCCGGCAACAGUUCUGACUCCUAAGCAUUAUGAAAAAUACAAAGCUGGGUUGCUGCCGCAUACCUCUUUGCCUGAGAUCCAUAUAUGCUUUAGGCAGCUUAAAAACAAUAAGCUCAAGCCCUUUGCACUUACUAAGCUGCGCGGUUAUAGUAAUCAGCCUAUACUUUCUGGUUUGAACAGCCCUAGCCCUACUCUUUCCAAAAGAAAGGCGAACUAUCCAAAAUUGGAAGACGGCGAGAACAUCACUCAAGAUGAUCCUUUGAGCUACGUCAAUAAGAGAAAUAGAAGUUCUGUCGAGUAUUCGGUACCUGAAAAUGGUUCGUCUGGUCUUCAAUACUCUUCUCCUAUGAAUGAGAUGUCAAAAGGUGAACCGAAAUACCCUAGUCUGAAACUGAAACUGUCGAAAACAAUGGGUGUUAAGGUUAUGGAACCUAAGCCUGAACUGCCUUUUAAGGUCAAUGAUAAGGUUGAGUUUCUCUGUCAAGAUAGUGGCAUUAGAGGAUGCUGGUUUAGAUGUACAAUCUUGUAUGCAUCUCAGAAGAAGCUGAAGGUCCAGUAUGAUGACCUGAUGGACGCAGAUGAUGAAGGCCUACUUGAGGAAUGGCUCCCUGCAUCCAGAGUGGCAAAUCCUGACAAACUGGGCAUGCGUUGUUAUGGCCGUUUAACAAUACGACCACGCCCUCCUGAAUUUGUUAAAGGUUGUACAUUUGAGGUUGGAGCAGCAGUGGAUGCCUGGUGCGGUGACGGAUGGUGGGAAAGCGUUAUAACUGCUGUCGAUGUUUCUGAAGUUGGAACUUAUCAGCUGUAUUCCCCUGGUGAAGAGAAGUAUAUGUUGGCCAAGAAGGACGCCAUUCGGAUUGCCCAAGAUUGGAUUGAUGACAAGUGGGUUGAUAUAUUGGGAAAACCCGACAUUUGCAGCAUUAUAGGUUCAAAUUCCGGUUCCCAGACCAAGUUGUCAUCCAACUCUGCAGUGGUCGAAGGAUCAAUGACUGGCAGUUCUGCAACAUUAGAAAGUCCGAUGCCAGUUGCCAAAGUUGAAGUUACUCCAAAGGUUGAGCAAGAAUCAUCUGGUAUCGAACCAUAUCUUUUUGGUGGAAUGAAGAGAUUGACUUUGUGGAAACCGCCACUCCAUGCCAUUCAUGAAGAUGAGGAUAUCGACCCUUCUGGCUUUGAUGCUGAUACCGAUGAAGCUGAUGAUGAACUACUCAAAUCCAACGAUCCUGACUCUGGUAGUAGCAGCGACGAUGACGGCGGUGAUGGUGAUGGUGACGGCACUGACAAUGACGGUGAUGAUGAUGCUGACAACUUUGGAGACGACAGCGAGGAUAAUUUUUCGAUGGAUGAAAAAUUUGAUUGUUCUGAACCGAAACUCUGAUGCAGCAGGAGCGAUACAUGUUACAUGAAUAUAAGGUAGAGAGGUAAAUGAGAGAUUUCUUUCUCUUACUGAUUAUACUUAAGUGUAUAUAAUAAUGAAAAUCAAACUUCAGGGUAGUAAUAUGCAGAGGAUAAUGGUUGGUCAAAGGUUUUUUUAAUUUAGAUAACUGUAGUGUAUAGCUUAUGUUUUGGGUUGUUGAUCUACGGUGUUUUGCUAGAUCAACAAUCGAUAAGGCUUAUACAUAUUUAGUUCAUGUGGGUUGUUAGAUGCAGAGUUGCACUGAAACUUGAAACUGCGUAUCGAUGAGUUUAGCCCGCAAGGGUAAAGUCUGUAACUUGAGAUUUAAGGUUGUUUUUACCUAUGACCAUGAAGUACUAUAUAAGGUUUUUUAUCUGGAAAA